Molecule: messenger RNA, 700 nt
Organism: Daphnia pulicaria
Lineage: Eukaryota; Metazoa; Arthropoda; Branchiopoda; Diplostraca; Daphniidae
Product: succinate dehydrogenase cytochrome b560 subunit, mitochondrial-like
Exons: 4
Coding region: 66-620 (184 amino acids)
Biological process (GO): tricarboxylic acid cycle; mitochondrial electron transport, succinate to ubiquinone
Cellular component (GO): membrane
Molecular function (GO): succinate dehydrogenase activity; electron transfer activity
Source: RefSeq, a predicted model, not a curated record
UCAGAUGAUUAAAUAGUCAGUCUUCAGAGUUACAGAGUUACAGGCAACAAGGAACAAGCAACACUAUGUUAUUUUUAAGGUACUUAAAACUCAGCCCAUUGGUAUACAAAAGCAUCAAUGCAUGUUCCCCUUCAAUAUUAGUAAGGCGGCAGCAGAAAUUCUUGUUUAGCAACAAAGCCAGUAACUUUCCUAACGUUGCAGAGCAGCCAGAGCUUAAAGUUGGAGAAGAUUUUGAAAAUAAAAAUAGACGUUUGAAACGACCACUCUCUGCGCAUCUUUCCAUUCAUAAGCUCCAAAAUAACAUGAUUCUUUCCAUGACGCAUCGAUUUACGGGCGUAAUUCUUUGCGGGAUUCCGUUUGGAUUGGCCACAGUGGGUAUCUUACUGCCGGAAUCCUAUCCGUACUAUUUGGAAAUAUUGGAAAGCAUGAAUCUCAACAGGUUUAUGAUCACGACUGGAAAAUUUCUUGUAGUCUUGCCAUUUUCAUUUCACUAUUUGAAUGGAAUCCGACAUCUUAUUUGGGAUUUGGGAUAUUGGUUAACAAUUAAGGAAGUGGAUCGGUCUGGUUACGUUGUUUUGUUGCUUGCGGUUGUCCUAUCGUUUCAUCUUCUAUUGUUAUAAUAAAAAUUACUAGACGCCCAGACCUUCUUCCCUUGAUUCUUAGUGUAACCGUUAUAAUCGAGGCGCAAGUAAUAAAAAAC